UUACUUUCUCUCCAGAACCAUCAACCACCCUCCGGUCUCUUUCUCCAUCGUUCUAAGCUCUCAAUAUCAAUGGCUUGCUUUCAAAGAGCUGUGGCAGGUGCUUUGGUGCUGAUGUCUUUUUUUGUGGGUUUAUCACAAGCUAAAGAUUUGUUAGUCGGGGGCAAAACAGAUGCAUGGAAAAUCCCAUCUUCAGAGUCUGAUUCGCUUAACAAAUGGGCCGAAAAAGCUCGUUUUCUUGUUGGCGAUUCUCUUGCGUGGAAGUAUGAUGGCCAGAAAGAUUCAGUCUUGCAAGUGACCAAGGAGGCUUAUGCUAGCUGCAACACUACAAGCCCUAUUGAGGAAUACAAGGAUGGGAAUACCAAGGUGAAGCUUGAUAGAUCAGGGCCAUUCUACUUCAUCAGUGGAGCUGAGGGUCAUUGUGAGAAGGGACAGAAAUUUGUCGUGGUGGUUCUGUCUCAAAAGCAUAGAUACACUGGAAUCUCUCCAGCUCCUUCUCCAGCUGAGUUCGAGGGGGGCCCUGCUGUUGCUCCAACAAGCAGUGCUUAUACCUUGAGAGGUGGCUUUUUGGUGGCUUUUGGGGUUUUGGUUUUGGGGUUAUUUUGAUGUGAAAGAUGAUGUUCUUGGGUUUGGAAUUUGGAGGGUUUUGAUUUGUUCAUUCAUUUAAUCAUAUAGUAAUGAGGGUAUUGCCUGAUUAGAGAUAUAUAAAGAAUGCUAUGUGAGGGAAAUUUGGAUCCCAUUUCCUCUUCUCUUCAACAUAAGAGGAUCGAUUCAUUUCUUUAUUUUUGGAUCUUGGUCAUAUGUAGUGGAAAUUUCAUAUUUCUGAAUUA
Messenger RNA from Populus nigra (black poplar), 827 nucleotides. Its product is annotated as early nodulin-like protein 15. The transcript has 2 exons. The coding region runs from base 70 to 603 and encodes 177 amino acids. The record is from RefSeq and is a predicted model, not a curated record. Lineage: Eukaryota; Viridiplantae; Streptophyta; Magnoliopsida; Malpighiales; Salicaceae. Gene Ontology annotation, molecular function: electron transfer activity. Gene Ontology annotation, cellular component: plasma membrane.